Molecule: messenger RNA, 1325 nt
Organism: Panicum virgatum (switchgrass)
Lineage: Eukaryota; Viridiplantae; Streptophyta; Magnoliopsida; Poales; Poaceae
Product: binding partner of ACD11 1-like
Exons: 5
Coding region: 188-1039 (283 amino acids)
Molecular function (GO): RNA binding
Source: RefSeq, a predicted model, not a curated record
CAAAAAACACGCGCCUCCAAAAGUCGUCCUCUUCCUCCGCCCGCCGACACGGCGCAAAUCCCCCUCCCCCUCAUCAGAGGCCCGGACCGGACCCCGAGCGACGCGCGCCUCCCCUGCUCGUGCGGCUGCUCGCCCGCCUGGCCGCCUCGGAUUCCACGCCGCCGCCGCGAGAUCCCCCGCCGCCGGGAUGGAGAUGCGGACAGUAAAAGUUAGCAACCUUUCAUUAAACGCUGUGAAAAGAGAGAUAACAGAGUUCUUUAGUUUCUCCGGGGAUAUAGAAUAUGUUGAAAUGCAAAGUGAAUCCGAAUGGUCACAGCUUGCUUAUGUCACAUUUAAAGACUCACAGGGAGCAGGCACUGCUGUUCUUCUCUCGGGGGCAACAAUUGUUGAUCGUGCUGUCAUCAUAACUCCAGCUGAGAACUAUCAACAGCCUCCAGAAGCACACAAACAAUUAUCGGGAGCAAGCCCCACUGCUGAAUCUGCAGUCAGGAAGGCAGAAGAUGUUGUCAGCAGCAUGUUGGCCAAGGGCUUCGUCCUAAGCAAGGAUGCUCUCAAUUUAGCAAGAUCCUUUGAUGAGCGUCACAACAUCCUGUCCAAUGCUACAGCCACUGUCGCAUCCAUAGGCCGCCAGUAUGGCCUGAGUGAAAAGAUCAAUCUGGGCCGAACAAUUGUCGGCAGCAAGGUCAAGGAGGUAGAUGAACGUUACCAGGUCUCAGAACUCACUAAGUCUGCUUUGGCCGCUGCUGAGCAGAAAGCCAGUAUUGCAGGCUCUGCUAUCUUGAGUAACCAAUAUGUCUCAGCUGGUGCUUCCUGGUUAACCAGUGCAUUCGGUAUGGUAACUAAGGCGGCAGGUGACAUGACCUCGAUGGCGAAAGACAAGGUAGAGAGGGCUGAGGAGGAGAGAAAAGCCAUCAUGUGGGAGGAGAGGAACGGGCUGGUGAGCGACUAUGCAAAGAUCCACCUCGACGAGCCCUCUUCAUGGGAACCUGCAGUUCUUCCUUUGGAAUCAGUGGAUGAGCAGAAGCUCCAGGCUAUUUGAUUGACGAAAUCAAAUGUUGAUUGCUUCUCACACAUAAUUCGUUUGCUGCUUGUCCUAUAUAUAGAUGAUUCUUUUGGUCGAUGCAUUGAAUCAAACAAAGGGGCUUGUCACCCAUAGUGUCGUGUAAAUUUCGGAGCGUUGUCCUUGUUUUCCUACCAGCUUUGUUAUACUAGACCACUGGAUGUGAAUGGUCUUCUUGCCCCCUUCUACUUACUACAAACUGUAAUACAGCUUCCUUCGUUAGCUUCGGCUUCUAAUGCUGAGUUGAAAUGUGGCAACUAAAUUU